Exserohilum turcica Et28A is the source of this 783-nucleotide messenger RNA. RefSeq lists its product as uncharacterized. The record is from RefSeq and is a predicted model, not a curated record. The coding region runs from base 1 to 783 and encodes 260 amino acids. NCBI's taxonomy places the organism in Eukaryota, Fungi, Ascomycota, Dothideomycetes, Pleosporales, Pleosporaceae. The transcript has 2 exons.
AUGCCUCCUUCGCAGUAUGGUAUGAACAAUUACGGUUCCUCCCAAACAUCCUACUCUUCUGGAUAUCCGUCUACUCAAUCCUAUGCGGAACCAAGAUCUUCGGCACCAGGCCCAUACGGCUCGACUUACUCUUCAAGUCCAGCCCCGAAUGAUCAUCAACCAAGAAGAACCGACCAGCACACUGUUCUACCGCCGUAUCCGCCUCAGCACCCGUCACUUCCGCGGACUACGUACCAGCAACCACCGCCAUCAGAUCCCAUGCGAGCAAACGUAAAUCCUAUGGCUUCCGCUGCGCAUUCGUACACUUACCAACCACCUCAUAAUCACGUCUCUAAUCAGUCAUUGGGAGGCAGCGCCUACCCGCCACCGCAACUUUAUCCACCAAGCUCCUACGCUGUGGGCGAAUACCAUCCAUUACCUACCAUGUAUCCUCCAACAAACACUGCGCCUGCUACAUACGCAACAUAUGAAUCACCACCGAGCGCUCCGCCUUCUAACGCCUCGGUGCCUGCGCUUUCAUCUUCGCCAAGCACCCAAGGGAACCCGGUAAUGCCACGAGUCAUCAACUCACGCCCAAAGCCUCAAUGUUGGGAUCACGGAUGCAAUGGAAGACAGUUUUCCACAUUCAGCAACCUAUUGCGGCACCAACGAGAAAAGUCAGGAAAUGCCGCCAAGAGCAGUUGUCCCCGAUGCGGAGCGGAGUUUACGCGCACGACUGCAAGAAACGGACACAUGGCCCAUGACAAGUGCAAGCCACGUAGAGCAUCAGAAGCCGGCGGAUAG